AUGAGAGAGAUAAGAGAAGGUGAGGGAUCGGAAGCGGACUUGGCCACCGACAACGGCGAUGGGGGUUUGCUGGGUUAUGCGAUGACAGGUUUGCUGGGUUGUGCGAUGGGUCUUUGCAAAGGGAUGGGUUCUGCGACAGGGUGUAUCUGCAAGAGGAAUGAAUUUUCGAUGGGGUGGGGCUUGAUAUUAGAUGGGGUGGGGUUUGAUUUCAGAUGGGGUGUGUUGAAAGGGAAGGGGGUUUUCGAUGGGUGGUGUCUGAUAUUGAAUGGGGUUUACACAGUGAGUUAG
Molecule: messenger RNA, 288 nt
Organism: Prunus armeniaca (apricot)
Lineage: Eukaryota; Viridiplantae; Streptophyta; Magnoliopsida; Rosales; Rosaceae
Source: the annotation of a GenBank genome assembly